AUGUUUCUGACGCCCCGAGUCACUGCAGCAACUGCCGUGUCACAGCUGCCCGAAGUUGUUGAAGGUUUAGCGGCGUUGUUGAAGAUCGAGACCAAAUCCGACAAAUUCGACGCCGACACCCAAUCCGACGAAGACACCCAAUCUGACGCCGAGACCAAAUCCGACGCCGCGACCCAAUCCGACGCCGACACCCAAUCCGACGAAGACACCCAAUCCGACGCCGACACCCAAUCCGACGAAGACACCCAAUCCGACGAAGACACCCAAUCCGACGCCGACACCCAAUCCGACGAAGACACCCAAUCCGACGAAGACACCCAAUCCGACGCCGACACCCAAUCCGACGAAGACACCCAAUCCGACGAAGACACCCAAUCCGACGCCGACACCCAAUCCGACGAAGACACCCAAUCCGACGAAGACACCCAAUCCGACGCCGACACCCAAUCCGACGAAGACACCCAAUCCGACGAAGACACCCAAUCCGACGCCGACACCCGAUUCGACGAAGACACCCAAUCCGACGAAGACACCCAAUCCGACGCCGACACCCAAUCCGACGAAGACACCCAAUCCGACGAAGACACCCAAUCCGACGAAGACACCCAAUCCGACGAAGACACCCAAUCCGACGCCGACACCCAAUCCGACGAAGACACCCAAUCCGACGAAGACACCCAAUCCGACGAAGACACCCAAUCCGACGCCGACACCCAAUCCGACGAAGACACCCAAUCCGACGCCGACACCAAAUCCGACGAAGACACCCAAUCCGACGCCGAGACUGAAUCCGAGGCAGAGACUGAAUCCGAGGCUUUCUUUUAUCACUAA
This is a messenger RNA of Physella acuta, 831 nucleotides long. RefSeq names its product clumping factor B-like. The record is from RefSeq and is a predicted model, not a curated record. Lineage: Eukaryota; Metazoa; Mollusca; Gastropoda; Physidae.